CCCCAUGGAACCUGCAGCGAGUGAUCAAGUUCCCCUAGACCUUCAUCAGGUGAAGAAAGCUGUACAGGCUUUGCUGGCUUAUUUGAAGAGCACCUCAGGCCAGACGCGUCUUCUCGACGAAACACAACAAAUCUGUCUUCUUCUUACAUUUUGGAAGAUCCCCAAACAAGAGCAGACCAUACGCAUUCCUCUGCCUCACGCGCUCCACGACGAGUCUACCGAGGUUUGCCUCUUCACACGGGAUGAACCCAACAUGACUUCUGAUCAGACAGAAAGGUUCUACAAGACAUUACUCACACAGAGCGGGGUCAAGUGUAUGCCUCAGGUGAUUCCUUUCAAAGUACUGAAGACUGAAUACAAGCCAUUCGAAGCCAAGAGGAAACUGCUCGGCAACUUCAACAUCUUCCUGGCAGACGCACGCAUUCGCCGCCGUUUACCUUCGCACAUUGGGAAACAUUUUUACGAGCGGAAGAAGGCUCCAUUGUCUGUGAAUCUGAUGAGCAAACACUUGGCCAGAGAUUUGGAUAGGCUCGUUCAGGGCACAACCCUCACCAUCAACAAAAAAGGCUCCUGUUGCCUGGUGCGUGUAGCACACUCGGGGAUGACUACAGAUGAGAUUGUUGAGAACAUAGCCACAGCUGUUAGCACCAUUUCAACAAAGUUACAUUUGAAAGGAAGAAGCAUCAAAAUCAUCCACAUAAAAAGUCACACCUCAGUGGCUCUUCCCAUCUACACCUCUGACCUGAGUCACCUGAAGGUGCUGGAGGAGCAGCUGAAGGAAGCCAGAUUAGCAAAGGAGACGAAGAAGAGCAAAGAGAAAGCUGGUUUAAAGGUGAAUCAGGAUGGUGUUAAAGAAGCAGUAGCUGAGAAGGAUGUCGAGUGUAGUAGUGGUGACGAAGAUGAUGAGGAAGAGGAGGAGAUCCCACAGCUGGUGCCUAUGGAGUCCCCUAGAAAAAAGCGUAAGCUGAAGGCCGCAUCCAGAAAGGUGGCAAAGAAAGUGCCCAAGCCAGUUUCAGCCAAAAGAGGGCAGAAACCCAGACAAGGACAGAGGAAACUGGGCAAAAAAGCACCAAAAUCCCAACAAAAGAAACAGGAAAAAAGUGUCUGAUUGAAAAGUGUGUACAUAAAACUGUUUUUCUUGCAAAUUAUCCAUAUUUGUCAGUGCAAGGACAAGACUUUUAUAAAAUUAUCUCUGGUGUUUGUUCAAAACUGCCAUAGUUACAUAUGGCUAAUUUGUAGAUGUACAAGAAAUAAACACUAUUUACUCAUUUA
Ictalurus punctatus (channel catfish) is the source of this 1272-nucleotide messenger RNA. It is a transcript of the gene rsl1d1, whose product is annotated as ribosomal L1 domain containing 1. The transcript has 10 exons. Bases 5 to 1108 code for a protein of 367 amino acids. Gene Ontology annotation, cellular component: 90S preribosome. Lineage: Eukaryota; Metazoa; Chordata; Actinopteri; Siluriformes; Ictaluridae. The record is from RefSeq and is a predicted model, not a curated record.